GGAGAAAAUGGCGGCAGGGGUCGAAGCGGCGGCCGAAGUGGCAGCGACAGAGCCCAAAAUGGAGGAAGAGAGAGGCGCGCCCUGCGUGCCGAGCGGCAACGGAGCUCCAGGCCCGAAGGGUGAAGGAGAACGACCUACUCAGAAUGAGAAGAGGAAGGAGAAAAACAUAAAAAGAGGAGGCAAUCGCUUUGAGCCGUAUACCAAUCCAACCAAAAGAUACAGAGCCUUCAUUACCAACAUACCUUUUGAUGUGAAAUGGCAGUCCCUUAAAGACCUGGUUAAAGAAAAAGUUGGUGAGGUAACAUACGUGGAGCUCUUAAUGGACGCUGAAGGAAAGUCAAGGGGAUGUGCUGUUGUUGAAUUCAGGAUGGAAGAGAGCAUGAAAAAAGCUGCUGAAGUUUUAAACAAGCAUAGUCUGAGUGGAAGACCACUGAAAGUCAAAGAAGAUCCUGAUGGUGAACAUGCAAGGAGAGCAAGGCAAAAGGCUGGAAGACUUGGAAGCACAGUAUUUGUAGCAAAUCUGGAUUAUAAAGUUGGCUGGAAGAAACUGAAGGAAGUAUUUAGUAUGGCUGGUGUGGUGGUCCGAGCAGACUUUCUGGACGAUAAAGAUGGGAAAAGUCGUGGAAUAGGCACUGUAACUUUCGAACAGUCCAUUGAAGCUGUCCAAGCUAUAUCUAUGUUUAAUGGCCAGCUGCUGUUUGAUAGACCAAUGCACGUCAAAAUGGAUGAGAGGGCCUUACCAAAGGGAUUUUUCCCUCCUGAACGACCAUAGCAACUUCCCCAUGGACUUGGUGGUAUUGGCAUGGGGUUAGGACCUGGAGGACAGCCUACUGAUGCCAACCACCUUAACAAAGGCAUUGGAAUGGGAAACCUAGGGCCUGCAGGAAUGGGAAUGGAAGGACCCUUUGGUGGUGGCAUGGAAAACAUGGGGCGAUUUGGAUCUGGGAUGAACAUGGGCAGAAUAAAUGAAAUCCUAAGUAAUGCACUGAAGAGAGGAGAGAUCAUUGCAAAGCAGGGAGGAGGUGGAGCUGGAGGCAGUGUCCCAGGGAUCGAGAGGAUGGGCCCUGGCAUUGACCUCAUUGGCGGUGCUGGCAUGGAGCACAUGGGUGCAGGCCUAGGCCAUGGCAUGGAUCGAGUGGGCUCUGAGAUUGAGCAUAUGGGCCUGGUCAUGGACCGCAUGGGCUCAGUAGAGCGCAUGGGCUCUGGCAUUGACCGCAUGGGCCCAAUAGGUCUUGACCACAUGGCCUCCAGUAUUGAGCGCAUGGGCCAGAUCAUGGAACGCAUUGGCUCUGGCGUGGAGCGCAUGGGUGCCGGCAUGGGCUUCGGCCUGGAGCGCAUGGCCGCGCCCAUUGACCGAGUGGGCCAAACCAUUGAGCGCAUGGGCUCUGGUGUAGAGCGUAUGGGCCCUGCCAUUGAGCGUAUGGGCCUGAGCAUGGAUCGCAUGGUGCCCACAGGCAUGGGGGCCGGCCUGGAGCGCAUGGGCCCUGUGAUGGAUCGUAUGGCCACUGGCCUGGAGCGCAUGGGCGCCAACAACCUGGAGCGCAUGGGCCUGGAGCGCAUGGGAGCCAACAGUCUGGAGCGCAUGGGCCUGGAGCGAAUAGGCGCCAACAGUCUGGAGCAUAUGGGCCUGGCCAUGGGCCCAGCAUUGGGCGCUGGCAUUGAGCGAAUGGGCCUGGCCAUGGGUAGCGCUGGAGGUGCUAGCUUUGACAGAGCCAUUGAGAUGGAGCGGGGCAACUUUGGAGGAAGCUUCGCAGGUUCCUUUGGCGGAGCUGGAGGCCAUGCACCUGGAGUAGCCAGGAAGGCCUGCCAGAUAUUUGUG
This is a messenger RNA of Cricetulus griseus (Chinese hamster), 1819 nucleotides long. NCBI's taxonomy places the organism in Eukaryota, Metazoa, Chordata, Mammalia, Rodentia, Cricetidae. The record is from RefSeq and is a predicted model, not a curated record.